Molecule: messenger RNA, 3213 nt
Organism: Didymodactylos carnosus
Lineage: Eukaryota; Metazoa; Rotifera; Eurotatoria; Philodinida; Philodinidae
Source: the annotation of a GenBank genome assembly
GAGUUGCCAGUUGUGUUAUCCUCAUCCUUCGCUGAUACUGUCACUUGUCUCUGAUCAACCGUUUCUUCUCUAUUCAAAUUUAGAUGGCACCUUGCAGCUAAUAGGCAAAUAGCUGCACGGUCACGAUUUGCACGGACUUCGAUGUGACAAAUAUGCAUAGUCACAAAUAUGAUAAAAAAGUGCUCUUUCAAAACUUUGCUCCUAAAUAAUUAAUUUUCCACACUUGAAAACCCAUAAUUCAUAAUGAAUAGGUUUUUUGCAUAUAAUUAUGCCUCCCCUUUGCCAUUUUGUUAUUUCUGUUUCAUAAAAGCCGAAAGGCUAAGAAUGGUUAGACUACAGAGAGCGUCACGCAAGGUUGAGAACGGUAGAAAGUAUUGUUGUUAUAAACUCAGUUGUAAAUUAGAGCACUAGAGCAUAGCACACGAAGCGCGUGUGUAUAGCAACAGAAUAGAAACUAACAUGUACAUGCACACAUUAAAACAAGAUGUCCAGUGAUAAGUCAUCGAAUAAGCAGACGCAUGUUGAUCGCAAAGCGCAUGCGAACAUGAAGACUUUUGAAAUCGAAGAACAAGAAGAUGAUAAUAACGUCACACUCGACGAUCAGAUCAUUAACAAUAGGUAUGAAAAUGAGCAGGUGUGUAUUUACGACUUGAUCCUUCCUUAAAGUUUUAUGAGUUAAAUCUCAUGGUCAAAACGUACACGCAUGUUGUUGUCAAAAUUCUAACAGAAGAACAUAGAAGGCGAUCAGGAGAGAAAGAUAGUAAGAGAUGAGGAUAAAGUUUUGCUACUCCUCAAGACGAUUUGUCGGAAUGACGAACUGGAAUUCACUACGCUUCGAUGAUUUCUUAAUGAUUCUUAGUUACCAAUAACUAUUCAUCUUUGUCGCCACUGAAAACUAAUUGUUCUUUGAUUUUUCAGCAUCAAUCCUCAUCGACAAAACAGAAGAUAGUGAAAGGUCAUAAAAAGAAACGACGAGUGAUGGCGAAAGAUGACGACUUUCGGAACGAGCAAACAGCAAUUACACUCGAUAAUGGAGAAACGACUGAUCAACGGCAAGUAACGACCAAAGACGUCAAGAUCAUGAGUGAUUCACCGCGCAAGUUUGACAGGCUGCAUCUAAAUUUGAAUAGAGAAGAAACGGUUGAUCAGAGACAAGUGACAGUAUCAGCGAAGGAUGAGGAUAACACAACUGGCAACUCUAUCAAUCAAAAUCGUCGAGUCGUAGAAGCUGUUACUAGAGAACACAAUCUGACACCUACGAACAUCAUCGACGAUAUCAAAAUGAACCUUGUGGGAUACGCCGGAGAGCGUUUGUUGCCACUUGCCAAAGCAUGUGCUCCGCUGUUCAACAUCAUCCCCGAUUUAUCGAUCUACGUUCAAAUGGCACUCGAUGAAACCCCAGAAGAGCCACCCGACGGACUCACGAUCGACGAGAGCGCUGCAAUUCGCCUCUACACAAUCGAAUCGGAAGGACCACACCAAAGUCUCUAUUCGAUGCUCAAUUACACCCUCAAGACGGCAGAUCGCGAGGAUCUUCGACCCUAUUUUAAGUACCUGAAACUGUUCUUGACUGCCCUAGCCAAACUACCUUGCGUACCACCGCAGACCGUCUGGCGAGGAGUAACCAAAAAUUUGAGCGUGAAUUUUCCACCUGGCACCCUGGUCACAUGGUGGGCAUUUUCAUCAUGCACAACUACACUGACCGUGCUCGAGAAUAACAUAUAUUUAGGCAAUACGGGUGAGCGAACGCUCUUCUCCGUCGAAGCCAUUAACGGUCGAACAGUACAAGCUCAUUCGCAUUUCGUUACCGAAGAUGAAAUUCUUCUUCUGCCCGGCACUCACAUGGUGGUUCAAUCGCAAUUUACUCCGGCGCCCGAUCUCCACAUCAUUCAUUUGAAACAGAUAAUACCGGAAGAAAUGCUGCUGGAGCCUCCAUUCGAAGAUGCAUAUCUUUAUCCGAAAAUCAAUUCAUCAACAACACGUGCUUGUUCAAAUUCAAAAGAUAACACAAACGAAUUAAAGCAAUCUGUUAUGAAAUUUUUUUUUAUUGAUAUUCAAGCGAAACAACUAAAUUCAUGGUAUGGUAAAUGUUCAAUAUGUUCACAAAAUAUUGCUGAUAAAUACGGCACCACAUCCAAUUUUGCACGACAUAUGAAGACAAAACAUGGGACUCAAUAUGAAGAGUGGUUAGCCAAGAAAAACGCUAAUACUGAUACAAAACAACGAAAUCUUCAUGAUAUGAUUCGACAAAAAACAAGUAAAUAUUCAUCAAACGAUCCAAGACAAGUUAAAUUAACCGAAUCUAUGCUAAAAGACUUAAUAAUUGAAUGUGGUUUACCGUUGUCAUUGGUAGAUCAAAAUGGUUUUAGAAAUUUCAUGCAAACAGUUGAUCCAAUGUUUUCACUUUUAAGUCGUCGACAAAUAACUCGUGAUAAACUUCCAAAAUUACAUGAUAAAAUGGUCAUUAAAUUUAAAAAAAUAAGUCAGCAUACAGCUGAUAUUUUGUUGGCUGAAUUUGAAAAGGUGAUGAAUCAAUAUCAUAUUGAGAAGAAAUUAGUACGUUUAAUUACGGACAAUGCAGCCAAUAAUAUAAAAGCAUUCAGUGGCAUUGUACUUCCUGGUUUUGAGACGUAUUUUGAAGAUGAUGACCGUGUCGACGACGACAAUAGCUCAUUACAGAAUAAUGAUGAUUUUGAAGAAGGACUUAAUCAUGAUUGUUUCGAAUUAGCACCAUUAACUUAUGAUAUUAUUCAGUUUUUAAGUGGAAAUUCAGAAUUAUUACGUUUACCAUGCUUUGCAUUAUUACGUUUCUAUGGAUACAUGAUUGUAUUUGUACCCAGAGAAGUCAGCAGUAUUAAUCCAGAUAUAACAUUUCCUGAUAAAGGAAAUAAAAAAUGUUUAUUUCCAACAUUGACAGCUGGCUCAUUCAAAAAAGCAAAGAUUGACAAUUCAACACCAAAAUCAAUUUCAGAAGAAAUCGAUGGUUUUCUGCAAGAAGAAAACUUAACAAGUAAUCUUAUUUUCAAAAAAGCAAGUUCCUAUCGGUCUCUCAAUAAGCUGGCUAAAAAGAUCAUGUGUGUUCCUGCGACAUCAGCCCCAAUUAAACGUAUCUUCUCUCAAAGCGGUCUGUUAAUGAGGCCGCAUCGUUCAAGUUUUACACAAGCUAAUAUUUGUGUUUUAACAUCUCUAAAAUGCAAUAAGGCAUUAAUUUAA